AUGACGGAGACUAGCAAUACUGAACCCGAAGAAGAAUCUGAUAGUCGGCACGCGGAAUUUCCUCGAGUGCAUCCUCAUACUACUCUAGAUUCCCAUCGCACUUUAUGGAUGGGUGAUCUCUUACCACAAUGGGAUGCUCAGUUCAUCUCAAAUGCUUUUAAAUUACUUCUAUGUUUUUUUUUUCUUUAUGGUAUGCAUUAUACGUUUAAGGAGCUUGGCCACACACCAUCUACUGUUAAAAUGGUCACUGAUCGGCAAACAGGAGCAAAUUGCGCUUACUGCUUCGUCGAAUUUGCAUCGUCAGACGAGGCUCGCGACGCUAUGCUUAGAGCAAAUGGCCACAAAAUCCCUAAUAGCGAACCUCGCUCUCGUUUCAACCUCUCUUUUGCGAAUGAUCCUCGAGUACCAUCAAUAGAGUUUAACCUAUUUGUGAAUAAUAUUCAUCCCGACCUCGAUGAUGCAGCACUUUAUCAGGUAUUUGGAGCUCGUUAUCGAUCUUGUCGUGGAGCCAAAGUCUACCGUAAUCGCGAUGGAUCUUCGCGAUGUCUUGGCUUCAUUCGUUUUGGUGAUCAAACUGAGCAGCAAAUGGCCUUGGUAGAAAUGAACAAAACUGUUGUACGAGGUCGUGAAAUCAUUUUGAAACUUGCCGCUGCCAAGCAACGAUUGCCAAGACAUCAGAUCCGAGAAGGAAUGCAACCUCAACUGAUCGCAGAUCCGUCGUUAGCCUCAUAUAAUCAAAUGGCGUAUCAGCAAAUGCAACAGCAUCAGAAUCCGCAAAUUACUUAUCAAUAUCCGCAACAGCAGCAACCUGCUUAUGUUCAACCUUCCGAACUCAUUUGUAAGGCUAUCUUUCAACAUAUGCCUUUUAUUGAUUAUGGUCCAAAAAUGUUUAAGUUAUACAUAGCAGAUCCUUAUAAUCCCACUGCUGAAGAAGCAAACGCUGAUCUCAUUGCGAAUGGGGAUGAGUGGUGGGAA
Molecule: messenger RNA, 975 nt
Organism: Strongylus vulgaris
Lineage: Eukaryota; Metazoa; Nematoda; Chromadorea; Rhabditida; Strongylidae
Source: the annotation of a GenBank genome assembly